AUGCGCCAUGCCCCGCACCAGCUUCUCGCGAAAUCCCUUGUUGAGGGUCUCAAGACCAGUCUCGGCGUGCUCGCGAUCUACGUCGCCGCCCUUGAACUUCGCAUCGAGAAGCUCGAACGACGUUUGGACUAUGCAAAGUCUCGAAAGGAUUCCAUCGGUCAACAUGAAGUCAAUGGUACUGCCAACACCAACCUGACCGAGGUGGAGAGAAGAGAUUCCCUGGCUGCUAUUCGAGCUGCCAUCCAUCGCAAGGCGGCGCGUAACCGGGAGAACUUGGACGUCAAUUCCCUGGUGUCGGACUUCGGCAUCUUAUCGGUCGAUGCCACGACCAGAGAUUUUGAGCCUUCCCUGGGAAACAUUACAUUUGCAAGGCUCGUUUUGGCAGUAACGACAAAGGACCCUUUACCAGUUUCAACGCAAUCUGUGCUGCCUUCUAGACAGACCGCCAACGCGAUAGUUGAAUAUUUCAUGGCCCACAUAUACUCCUUAUUUCCGUGUUUCUCUGAAACUGCCCUCUUGACAAUAUUGGACGAUGUGUAUCGUCAAGAUGAGCGCGUCAUCAGGGACUCCGACUACUGGCUGCUUUACCUGGUUCUUGCUAUAGGCUCUACGUCUCAAAGUCGCGAGAUCCACGACGAGUAUUAUGUUCGCGGCGUCGAUUUCGUUUGCAGCGCUAUGUCUUAUGCACAUCGGGCACUUAGGCCCGGAUAUGUCACCCAGAUCCAGUCGCUACUUCUGCUUACUAUCUACUCCAUGAUGGAUCCUGCACACUUUGAUACGUGGCAUCUGAUAGGGUUUACGUCCCGGGCCGUAGUUGACUUGGGAUUGCACCAGGAUCCUCCCACAUCGUCGGUAUCGGACCGGUCUGCGCUGGAUAUGCGACGCAAGAUAUUUUAUUGUACCUACGCUCUCGACCGUGCUAUCAGCAUGGCCCAUGCGCGGAGUUUCUCAUUCGCGGACGAAUCCAUUAAUGUUGCGUUCCCUCAAAUAUCGAACCCGGGAGAUAAGCCAGUUGCUUCGAAACCCAUAUCCGGACCUCAAUCUGCGAAUCCGGCCCUGUUACUUUUCCAGCUACGUCGAGCACAGUCAUACUGGUACCAGGCGUUAUAUCAAUCAGCGCCGACUCCUUUGCCGGAUCCCAUCGGUUUUCUUUGGCAGAUGUGCUUGGAUAUGAGGGAAUGGCAGGAGUCCCUUCCCAAGACACUUCCCCCAGGUAUUCGGCAAAUGUUUGAGCAAGAGCUACGCUACAGCUAUGUGUACUGCAUUGCGCCAUCAGACAGGGCCCCUCAAAUCACCGACUACAUCCGAGUCCUGAUAUUCGAGUACUCUCUAGAGUAUCUCAACAACAUGUAUGACAUUACAUACAGUGGCUUGAACAGCGCAUUUUACACAUACCACGACGCAUUAAAGGUCUACUUCAUGGCAAAUCAGUUACUGGCCGUGCUGCGAGACGCUCAGGACUUACUCAUCUUUGGGGCGCAUGUUCCACCCCCUCCGGCUCCUCCUGGCUCUGCGCCAGCGCCUCCCAUACCCCACCGUCAUAUGAGACCUGAUGUUCCCGUGGACAGCAAUCUUAAUCUUGGCAGAACCAUUUGGUGUUUGGAGCGCAUUCCCAAGACGUUGCAGCUUUACGGGACGAAGUGGGAAGAUGCUCUGAUGCUGAAGCAGAGCUUUGAGCAAUUGUCGAACGGGACAGUGGACCGCCUGAGAAAUCUCCGUCAGAUAUCAGGUCAUGGCCAGUAUCAGAAUGGAUUGCAUUCUAUCGCCCCCCCGGGAGCAGUUCAGAUCCAAGGCCAAGGUCAGCAGGCACCCGCCGGCAUGAGAUGGAUAGGAGUGGAUGCAACCCAGAUGAUGCACGGAGGGCCUCGCCAAUAG
Metarhizium album ARSEF 1941 is the source of this 1875-nucleotide messenger RNA. RefSeq lists its product as uncharacterized. The coding region runs from base 1 to 1875 and encodes 624 amino acids. The record is from RefSeq and is a predicted model, not a curated record. The transcript is spliced from 4 exons. Lineage: Eukaryota; Fungi; Ascomycota; Sordariomycetes; Hypocreales; Clavicipitaceae. Gene Ontology annotation, molecular function: DNA-binding transcription factor activity, RNA polymerase II-specific; zinc ion binding; sequence-specific DNA binding. Gene Ontology annotation, biological process: DNA-templated transcription; positive regulation of transcription by RNA polymerase II.